Paramuricea clavata is the source of this 1287-nucleotide messenger RNA. NCBI's taxonomy places the organism in Eukaryota, Metazoa, Cnidaria, Anthozoa, Malacalcyonacea, Plexauridae. The record is from the annotation of a GenBank genome assembly.
AUGGAUGAAGAAGUUAUGAUAGAACUCCAGUCUUGUAUACUCGGUUUAAAUAUAACAAAUUUAAAAGAUUUUGGUAUAAAAAGGAAGUGGCUCACAGUUGAGACAACAGAAGGCAAAGGGAAAUUCGAACUGAUUAAGACUAUUUGCACUGCUUUUGAAGACGAAGCCAGCGAGUGUAAAGAAAACGGUUUUUUAGACCUAGUGGAAAAAAUUAAAUCGCUUUUGUAUGAGCAAACUUUAGACAAAAGUAACGAAGACACAGAGAAAGCCGAGAAGAAUAAACAAGAACUAGUAGAACUCGAGACACAAUACGAACAAUUGUCAAAGGCACAAGAGGAAUUAAAACAGAAGAUGCAACUAUUAGAACUUGCCCUAACUUGUCGAAUAAACCAACCGAAAAGCCCGAAGCCAAAGCAAGUACCAGUGGUGAAACUGAACUGUCUGGUCUUAAUGCAAGUAUUUUUCGAAGGGAGUUUAAGAUACAAGGUCAGAUUGGUGAACCCGGACAGAAAGACAAAUUGACCUAUCAGUCGUUAAUCUCGCAGAUUGAAACCGGGUUAAAGAAAGGCUAUACAGAGCCCGAAGUAGUUACUGCAGUUAUUCGCUCCAUUCAAGCUGGAUCACAACUACGCAGCUACUUGGAGGGACUGAGUGGAUUAACACUGCCAAAACUACGUAAAAUGCUCCGUUUCCAUUUUCCAUUUUCAGGAGAAGAGUGCCACUGAGUUAUACCAGCUCUUAGCGAAUAUUAGCCAAUCACCAAAGGAAGACCCGCAGUCGUUCCUUAUUCGCGCUUUGACCACUCGACAAAAGAUUGUCUUUGCAUCACAGGAAUCGGACAGUAAAAUUAAGUAUGAUGAAGAAUUGGUUCAAGGACUAUUCCUUCAUGCUGUCGAAACUGGCCUAGCGGAUGAGACUAUUCGUGCAAAGAUCAGACCCCUGUUAAAGAAUCCUUCUGUGGCUGACGAAGAUUUAAUCGAAGCGAUGAGCCUAGCUAUGUCAGCAGAAUCGGAGCGAGCUAACAAAUUUACACAAGGUAAACCGGUUAGACCGUCGACAAAGAUAUCAAAAGUGGAAGCUGGGGCCAGCGGUGAACCGAAGGAAAACAAUCCAAGUAACCAGCGGGAAAAUCAGAUCCUGGCUACACUCAAGGCCAUACAGUCAGAACUGAACACUGUUCAAUCGGAAGUGGCAAGCCUCCAGAAGAAAGUUGAUGACAAAGACUACCCCAGUAACCAUCCUGCUGAAGGUGCAGCCAGAAGCGUGUCAGAAGAGACAUUGGAAUGA